CCAAAUCCGCAAAGAAGAAGCAGCUGUUAUUUGUGCUGCUCUUGGGUUUUUUUAUCGCUCCCAGCAGCCCUAAAUUGCAAUGCAAACCGGCUUAUUAUAAACAAAAAGAUAUGGAAGACCACCCCGAUCCGGAGCCUGUGCUGCUCUCCAAGCACGCCAAGAACCUGCUGCGGUUCCUCAAUCUCCUGCCUGCUCGCAUGGCCUCGCAUGAUAACACCAGGAGCACCAUUGUAUUCUUCGCCGUCUGCGGCCUGGAUGUACUGAACUCCCUGCACCUGGUGCCCCCACAAAUGCGGCAGGAUAUCAUUGACUGGAUCUACGGAGGAUUGGUGGUGCCACGCGACAACGAGAAGAACUGCGGCGGCUUCAUGGGGUGCCGCGCCAUGGUGCCGAAAAGCGAGGACGCCGAGAUCUUGGAGUGCAUGCGGAAGUACCAGUGGGGACACCUGGCCAUGACGUACACCAGCCUUGCCGUGCUGGUCACCCUGGGCGAUGAUUUGUCCCGCCUGGAUCGCAAGAGCAUUGUGGACGGAGUGGCUGCCGUGCAGAAGGCGGAGGGCAGCUUCAGCGCCUGCAUCGAUGGCAGCGAGGAUGAUAUGCGUUUCGUGUACUGCGCCGCCACCAUCUGCUACAUGCUGGACUACUGGGGCGACGUGAACAAGGAGACCAUGUUUCAGUUCAUCACCCGGAGCCUGCGGUACGAUUACGGUUUCAGCCAGGAGCUGGAGGGCGAGGCCCAUGGAGGCACCACAUUCUGUGCCCUGGCUGCACUGCAUCUCAGUGGCCAGUUGCAUCGUCUGGAUGCCGCAACGGUGGAGCGUAUGAAGCGCUGGCUCAUUUUCCGGCAGAUGGAUGGAUUCCAGGGACGUCCGAAUAAGCCAGUGGACACUUGUUACUCCUUUUGGAUUGGUGCUUCGCUCUGCAUUCUGGACAGCUUCGAGCUGACCGACUACGCCAAGAACCGGGAAUUCAUCUUGAGCACGCAGGAUAAGCUGAUUGGCGGCUUUGCCAAGUGGCCGCAGGCCACUCCAGAUCCAUUUCACACUUACCUAGGCCUCUGCGGUCUGGCCUUCACCGGUGAACCCGGUCUGAGUGCCGUGAAUCCCAGUCUUAACAUGUCCAUGGCCGCAUACGCUCACCUGCAACACCUGCACGAGCAGUGGCGAUCUGAAGAUGGUCGCGGCGAUGCAGACCUAGGUCUGAGCUCCGCCGCCAAGCAGCAACUGCAGCUGACGAAAGGUGGCGAGGAGAAAGCCACCACAACGACUACCUCUAACUCGCCAUUAAUUCCGGCACAAUGAUGGGAAUUUGCACAAAGUCCAAGGGGAAUGUUAAAGCACACUAUUGUAUUUAUAUUGGUCGCAUUUUAGCCACGCUUUUUUACCUGUAUUUUAAUGCGAAAAGCUCGAGCUUUUGGAGAGAGAGAUGAAUAAGUAAGUAUGUUUAUUGUACAGCCUAAACUAAUGUUAACAAUGUGUAAGAUUAAGCUUAAAGGUAAAUUAAAGCGUCCCAUGCUGAGGCAUGUAUUUACAGCAAAAA
Messenger RNA from Drosophila suzukii, 1539 nucleotides. It is a transcript of the gene betaggt-I, whose product is annotated as geranylgeranyl transferase type-1 subunit beta. Gene Ontology annotation, molecular function: CAAX-protein geranylgeranyltransferase activity. Gene Ontology annotation, cellular component: CAAX-protein geranylgeranyltransferase complex. Lineage: Eukaryota; Metazoa; Arthropoda; Insecta; Diptera; Drosophilidae. The record is from RefSeq and is a predicted model, not a curated record. Gene Ontology annotation, biological process: protein geranylgeranylation.